Phytophthora nicotianae INRA-310 is the source of this 2041-nucleotide messenger RNA. RefSeq lists its product as hypothetical. Gene Ontology annotation, biological process: fatty acid metabolic process. The transcript has a single exon. Gene Ontology annotation, cellular component: endoplasmic reticulum; membrane. Bases 30 to 1997 code for a protein of 655 amino acids. The record is from RefSeq and is a predicted model, not a curated record. NCBI's taxonomy places the organism in Eukaryota, Oomycota, Peronosporomycetes, Peronosporales, Peronosporaceae. Gene Ontology annotation, molecular function: long-chain fatty acid-CoA ligase activity.
AUUCGCCGACUUCCGAGCACAUUUCGUGCAUGCCCCGCGCUGUUACACCGAUGAAGCAGUUCACGUACGAAGUAGAAGGCAGCGCUACCGCCAGACACGGAGCGAUCCGGAUGGGUCAAGUCAAAAGCGGCUUCACGUCGGAUAUGACGCUGUACAAGAAUCUGACCGAGUUCCGUCGCAAGUUCGACCCAGAGGGAACUAACAAACUCUUCGGCUGGAGGAAGACCGACCCAGUCACGGGCAAACCCGGCGCUUACGAGUGGGUGACGCUCAACGACUUCCUGCCGGUCGUGGAGGCCGCAGCGUCGGGUAUGAGCCACAUGCUCAAGCUGCAGCGAGGAGCCAUCGUCGGCGUUUUCUCUAAGAACUGCUACCAAUGGUCCAUCGUCGAGCACAGUGUCAGCCGUAUGGCGUAUACUUUAGUGCCGCUGUACGAUACAUUGGGAGCUACUGCCAUCCCGUUCAUCCUCAACCACACGGAGAUGAGUAUCGUCUUCUGUGGUAAGGAACAGUUCAAAGUCCUCAUGGGCGUAUUGCAUGAAUGUGCAAGUAUUAAGACGGUAGUGCGACUUGAGGAUGAAAUCGAUGAAGAGGAGACGAUCUUAGCGGAGCAGCACAAGAUCAAGCUCAUAACGUUAAGUCAAUUGAUCGAGGACGGCAAAAGGAACGUCGUGCGUGCUGAUCCUCCGCUUCCGAGCGACUUGGCCACGAUCUGCUACACGUCCGGAACUACCGGGAACCCCAAGGGAGCGAUGCUCACUCACGCCAACAUGAUGGCGGCAGCAGCGUGUGCUCUGGAGUUCACGCUGCUGCUCCCGACGGAUAUUCAUCUAUCGUAUUUGCCACUGGCGCACUGCUUUGAGCGUGUGAUCCAGACGACGUGUAUCUACAACGGGGCUGCCGUUGGAUACUAUUCCGGCGAUGUCAAGCUGCUUAUGGACGAUCUGGGAGAGCUAAAACCCACAGUGUUUCCCUCAGUGCCCCGGUUAUUGAAUCGGAUUCACGACAAGAUCACACAUGGAGCAGCAGCAGCUGGAGGCAUCAAGAAGUGGCUGUUUGACACAGCGUAUGCCUCCAAGAAGUAUUACCUGAAAGAUGGCUACAAAACGCACAUGUUCUGGGACCUUUUAGUCUUUAGUAAGGCUCAGAAAGCUCUCGGUGGACGUGUGCGUCGUAUGAUGAACGGCUCUGCGCCAUUGUCGAAGGACGUGAAGGAGUUCUGUCAGAUUGUGUUCGGCGCCACGAUGCUGGAGGGAUACGGAUUGACGGAAACGGGGGCCGUGAUCUCCUGUUCAACCGAUGAGAUCCCUCCAGGUGACCACAUUGGUAUUCCGCUUGGCAACGUACAGAUCUGCCUGGAAGAUGUACCGGAGAUGAACUAUACCAGUCAGGAUAAACCCUGUCCUCGAGGUGAGAUCUUGAUGAAAGGUGACAAUCUCUUCGUCGGAUACUACAAGCAGCCUGACCUCACAAAGGAGGUUAUUGAUGAGGACGGCUGGCUGCAUACGGGGGAUGUCGGCUGCUGGAAUCCGGACGGUACGUUGCGUAUUAUUGACCGCAAGAAGAACAUCUUUAAGCUCUCGCAAGGCGAGUAUGUGGCUCCGGAAAAGAUCGAGGGUAUCUACAUUAAGAGUGCUUUGAUCGCACAGGCGUUCGUGCACGGCGACUCGAUGAAGAACUACCUUGUGGGUAUUAUCGUUCCUGAUGCCGAGAUGGUGGACAAAUGGGCGAAGGAUAAAAGUCUCAAGGCCUCCUUUGAGGAGCUAUGUAACGCAGAGUCCCCCGCUGGAGCCGACUUGAAAGCUGAUAUCGCUCUAGAGAUGGAGCGACUAGCAACCGACUACAAACUCUUUGGCUUCGAGAGAGUGAAGAAAUUUCACGUGCACUCGGAGCAAUUCACACCCGAGAACGAGUUCGCCACGCCAACGUUCAAGCUCAAACGACAAACCAUUGUCAAGCAUUUUCGUAACCAGCUCGAAAGUAUGUACACCGAGUAAGCAAGGGCUUCAACGCGGUAGAGGUUGAAAGAUGAUCUUUAGGC